Papilio machaon (common yellow swallowtail) is the source of this 471-nucleotide messenger RNA. It is a transcript of the gene RpS27, whose product is annotated as 40S ribosomal protein S27. The transcript has 3 exons. Gene Ontology annotation, cellular component: ribosome; cytosolic small ribosomal subunit. Lineage: Eukaryota; Metazoa; Arthropoda; Insecta; Lepidoptera; Papilionidae. The record is from RefSeq and is a predicted model, not a curated record. Gene Ontology annotation, molecular function: structural constituent of ribosome; RNA binding. Bases 91 to 345 code for a protein of 84 amino acids. Gene Ontology annotation, biological process: ribosomal small subunit assembly; translation.
UAUUUUAUCUGUAAUAUUUAUGGUAUUGUUCUCCUGUCUUUGCUACAUUUUACGUCUUUCCUUUUCCGGUUCUGCAUCGAAGCUGUAACCAUGCCGCUCGCUGUUGAUCUUUUGCAUCCGUCGCCCGCGUCGGAGAGGAGGAAACACAAGCUAAAGAGGCUGGUGCCGCAUCCAAACUCAUAUUUCAUGGAUGUAAAAUGCCCCGGCUGCUACAAAAUCACAACAGUUUUCAGUCACGCGCAAAGGGUAGUGGUGUGCGCUGGUUGUUCAACAAUCCUUUGCCAGCCUACUGGUGGUCGAGCUAGGUUAACCGAAGGUUGUUCGUUUAGAAGAAAACAACAUUAAGUUAUCCUUGAGAGAAGCCCUAAUUUAAGAUUUGCAUUUUAUUUCCAGUUCUGUGAACGAAUUAUACUUUUACUAAUUCAUUAAAAUGGAUCCAUUAAAGCGUGAAUAAAGGCUUUUUCGAAAGGA